CGAGAACAAAACGAAGCAACACCAUUUCCGGUUCGUAAAGAGGGAAAGAUAAACCCCGAGCAGGCUCAGAGCCGGACUCAUUACCGUGACGCACACUCGGAAGCUAUCGGACGGAAACAAGAGAAGGAUGUGGCUGCUGUCGGUGCUGGUGCCUCUUUUCAAGCUGCAUUUCUCCAGAAUGAAAGUUCUUCUCUAUCAGACCAUUAACAGACGUUCUACGCUCUCAGGUGCUCAGUAAGUGAAGGCAUCAAAGUGGAUUGCUUACAAAAAGGAACCGAUGGAGGGUAAAAGUUCAGGACCUUCAUGCUCUGGACCCAAUCUGGUCGCGCACCCGCGGGCGAAAAGCAAAGUCUGGAAAUACUUUGGCUUUGACACCGACGCAUACGGCUGCAUAUUGCACUGGAAACGGAUUUACUGCCGUGUAUGCAUGAGUCAAAUCGCCUACUCUGGAAACACCUCCAAUCUUUCUUACCACCUUGAGAAGAACCACCCCGUAGAGUUCAGCGAGUUCGUGAAGAGCAACACGGAUCAGAUGCGAGAGGCGUUUGCCUCAGCGUUCUCCAGGAUAAAGACCGAGCCCACGGGUCCGCACGUUCAGCAGCAAUCCCAGGACCCCAACGUAAGGCAGAGCUCGGGCUAUGAAAACCGACGACACAAUGAUCUGACAACAGCUGUCAUCAACUUCAUCUGUGAGGGGUUGUACCCCGCGUCGGUCGUUGAAGAGCCUACUUUCAAGACUUUAAUGAGUACCGUCGACCCUGGGUACUCUCCACCGAGCAAAAGCGAGAUGGCAGUUAAAAUGCUUCCUCAGAUGUACUGCCGUGCCCGGGACAUGGUCUUCAGUGAACUUGCUGGGGUUGUGAACUGUGGCGUUACUACAGAUCUUUGGCAAAGCCAAACCCAGAACAGGUCGUACAUUUCGCUCUCUGUGCAUUCUGUGAAUUACAACAGUGCAACUGGCUUCUCUAUGACCAACAAGUGUCUUAAAACCUUCGAAGUACAAGAGGACAACACGGCGGAGAACAUCACAAGAGCGAUGUAUGAAGCAUUUGUCGAAUGGGGAAUAACCCAUAAGGUCAGCGGUGCCACCACAAACGGUUCAGUGGACAUCAUGAAAGCAUGCUCGCUCCUGGAGCUGUCGGUGGAAAUGCCUUGCCUCGGACAUACUGUCAAUCGCGCAAUAGAUGAAGCCUUCCGGCUGCCGCGCGUCAACAGCUUUUUGGGAUGUUGCCGCAAACUCAUCAAUCAUUUCCGAGAACCGGCAAUGUAUCUGCUAAGGGAUAAACAGAAGCAGCAUGGCCUCCCUCAGUGUGCACUCAUCACAGACCGAGGUAGAUCUUGGUUGGCCACGUUGGCAAUGUUACAGCGACUGAAAGAGCAACAGGUUGUUGUAACUGCAACGCUGGUAGAGAGUUCAAGCGCUCAUCAUUUCAGCUUUGAUGGCCCUGACUGGGCCUUGUUGGAGGGCUUGAUUUGCGUCCUCCAGCCUUUUAAAGUUGUGGCAAACAUGGUCACCUCUUGCAGGUACCCAACCAUUAGCAUGGUCAGGCCCGUGCUUCAUAUGCUGCUGAACACCACUCUUAAAGUCAAGGAAGGGGACCUCAAAGAGAUCAGCAUGACCAAAGAGGUCAUCUCGAAGGUCCUGUCAAACACCUAUUCGCAGAACACACACCUAUCGCAAGAAAUUUCCACGUUCCUCAACAUUGCGACAUUCUUGGAUCCUCGGUACAAGAAGCUGCCUUUCCUGUCCACUCAGGAACGCUCCAAAAUUGAGACUAACAUCAUCGAUGAGGCAAAAGCAGUCCUUGAGAAGCAGAUUGCCGAGCGACCGUGCCUAGGCGAAUUCUCCUUGACAUCAGACGAGCCACCUUGCAAAAAGCAGACGCCCCUACGAGAGUCUUCAGCCGGCAGUGCCACCCAAGACAACCCUUUGGCUGCCAUAUUUCGUCAGUCCGAUGCAGACCAGAGCCAGGAGGAGCUGCAUGCCCAGGUCGUAGAGGAGCUGAGCAACUACAAAUCCCAAAGAGUCCUAGGUCUGAAUGAAGACCCUUUGCUGUGGUGGUCGAGUCAUGCACCCUUGUUCCCCACCCUCCCCAAGGUGCUCCAGAAGUACUGGUGUGUUCCUGCCACCAGUGUCCCUCCUCACAGGCUGUUCAGUUCCUGCGGGACGGUCCUGUCUGGGAAAAGGAACCGCUUAGCCCCAGCUUUGGUAGAUCAGCAGGUCUUCUUGUAUGAGAACUCGCGGAACGGCUGUGAGCCUGAACCCUGUGAGGACGAUUUGGACAAUGAAGGAAGCGGUAAUCUGGGCCAGCAACUUGAGUGACUGGGCCGGAAAUUACAAAAAGUCAUAGUAUUUUGUGGACUUUACUCCAUGCAUGAGAUACAUUAAGAAAAAAUAUCAAGCUGUGUCAGUCGGUAAUGGAACCGUACUACCUUAACUAGGGCUGGGUAUUGUUUUGUUGUUUUGGCAUUUUAAGCCUUUAUGUGUAUAGGACAGCUUCUACUUGAAAAGGGAGAGAGAGGGGGGAAACGACAUGCAGCAAGGUAUAUGGGCGCCUGCUCUACCAGGUGAGCUACCCGGGCGCCCAGUGCGUAUUGUUUUGAUAGUUUAAUCUGCAUAUUUGAAUAGUGUCACUCGGCUUUGAACCAGACUUCACAUAAGCGUAGUUAGGCCUAUGUAUGUAACAGUAGUUACAUAAUUGUCUAACCACAUUUUGUUUUACACAUUUGCAUUAUUUUGUAUAACCGCAAAUUAUGUAUUAGAGCAUUUUUUUUAUGAGAUUGUUCACAUCUCAUCGCUUGGAUCCAUCAUUGUUAUGGAUGCUAAUUAAUGUUAGCAGUGUAAAUGUGUUUGAGUAAUGUAGUCCAUUCGUUAAAAUUAUGAUAACGUGAGCCACGGGGAUUUGUGCUUUUAAUUUCCUAAUCUGUACAAAACUUGUUUGCUAACUUUUGAAGGGCCCUAUAAAAUCUGUUUUAAUUUUUGUAAUAAUUUUUUGGGGAAUUCCAUUUUUUUGGCUUUAUUUUUUGCCCUUUUGAAUUUUUCGGAUUUUCACUUUCACUUCUAAAAACAGGCUAAUAUGCUUAGUUGACACCAUAUUUUUUUCCCCCCCAUGUGACAACCAACGUGACAACGUAUUGUUACUAGGCAACAUGUUUAACAAUGCCAUUUGGCCGCGGUUUAGGUAGAGACUUUUCUUAGCUCAAACAGAAAAAUGAGAAGGAAGUUUAAAAAAAAAAAAAAGUUUAUUUAAUAUUUCAACAAAAUAUAUUAUAUACGUGUAUAAGAUUUUUUUUUUUUUUUUUUUGACAGGAAUAAAUGUACUUUGAAUUUUUUGUUCAUUUUAAGCAAAAAAUACAAUGUUUUAUGUUAAUAAAAGAGGUGUGGUUUACUU
Molecule: messenger RNA, 3392 nt
Organism: Etheostoma spectabile (orangethroat darter)
Lineage: Eukaryota; Metazoa; Chordata; Actinopteri; Perciformes; Percidae
Product: zinc finger BED domain-containing protein 1
Exons: 2
Coding region: 278-2323 (681 amino acids)
Biological process (GO): regulation of transcription by RNA polymerase II
Cellular component (GO): nucleus
Molecular function (GO): DNA binding; protein dimerization activity
Source: RefSeq, a predicted model, not a curated record